Molecule: messenger RNA, 3824 nt
Organism: Antechinus flavipes (yellow-footed antechinus)
Lineage: Eukaryota; Metazoa; Chordata; Mammalia; Dasyuromorphia; Dasyuridae
Gene: WTAP
Product: WT1 associated protein
Exons: 9
Coding region: 1962-3149 (395 amino acids)
Biological process (GO): regulation of alternative mRNA splicing, via spliceosome
Cellular component (GO): nucleus
Source: RefSeq, a predicted model, not a curated record
GAGAGAACAAAUAUAGAGUAAAUAAAUAUGAAGAGAAUACAAAUUCAAGAGUUUGAGAGGAUACCAGCAACUGGGGAAUCAGAAACUUUUAUUUAUUUGAAUUGCAUCUGGAAGAAAGGAAUUCCAUAAAACGGAGGUGGAAAAGAUGUGCAUUUCGUUCCUGGGGAACAACCAGCACAAAAAUAGAGACGCGUGACAGAGAUGGCCAGUUUAGUUUGAACAUAGAGCACGAGGGGGCUAGUAAUGUCCAAUGAGUCUGGAAAAAUAGGUUGGGGUCAGGUGGCAAAGAGCUAUAAUAAUAGGAAGGGACUUUCCCAGCUUCAAAACUAUGAGAUACCAGGAAUUCGAGAUUUCUAAAAACAUAAUGCCCUAAAAAAGUUUCCCAGAUUAGAAAUUUCAUUUUCAUAUUAACUAAUAAGUUGAGGGAAACCGUACACUAAAGCUAAAGAAAUUCGUUUCACUCUCAUGACUACUUUUCGGCAAUAUCGGCUGAUUUUAUCGUUCUUUUCUGCUUUUCACAGGAACGUCCUACAUUUCCUUCAAGAAAGCACAAUUUCCCUUUAAUUUUAUCCCGAGUAACUCAGGAGAACAGUUUCUUUAAAAGUCAGCGCACUUAAUUUUUGUACACACACCUACAACCGAAAUGAUUUGAUAAGUACUAAGUACAGAAUAGAGUGUGGUUCUACUUAGGGCUUUUUACGUUCUACUCUGGAAAGAAAAAGAACAAAAAAGGAGGGUGGAGGGUCGGGAUUUCGCUGAUUUCUCACUUGGUUCGUUUCUCCUUAAUGAACUUUAUUUCAGGGAAUUUGGAACGACAGAAAACAAUUAAACCGAAAAGCCUGUAGCUUCUGGGAAGCGCUGGGAAGUACUCCCUCUUGUGUUAAUUUACCCAGCAGUUGAGAGUCCGCCCGACAUCCCGGGACUGAAACCAAGUCCCGUCGAAAACAAUGGCCCCUCCACCUUCCCCCGGGAGACACGAUCUCUAGACGCCAGAAACAAGAGGUCGGAGCAACCCAGAGGUGCAGGGCCACUUUCACGACACUGUCACGUAAGAGUGACAUACGUCUCAAAGUUCUCCAAAACAUCACGAGCCGCGGUAGCAGUCGAACUAAAGGCGGCUCGGAUUAGAGAGCAAUUUUGCUUGCAACUAGAAUAAGAGCGCACGAGCAAAGACCAUAGGCGCGGAAGGACCUAAGGUUCCUCGCGACCUUUGGAAAGACAGCCAACAACCAAUCAAUGAGUUUCUGAGGAUUCCUCCGCUGGCGGGCGCCCUCCUGCAGCAGCAGGUGGCGACCCCAGGAACGUUCCUUUUCUCCGCCGACCCGCCCGACUGGGAAGGCAAAAACCCACCCCACCCCCCGCUUCCUUUCCCAGGAUGCUCUGCGGCUGAACUCCAACCUUCUCCCCUCCCUCGCUCUGCGCCCGCCUCCCUCCGUGACCCCAUCCCUCCACGUCUGUCCUCCACCCCCCCCCACCCGUCACUGGGCCGACUGGGCGGCCGCUCCGGGCUUCUCAGUUUGGGCUCCGUGGGGGGGGGGGGCUGGGAGCUAGGUGAAUCCUAAGCCGCCGCAGCCUGAGCUAGCCCCUGUUAAAGGCUGCUGCCGCCGCUAGCCGUCUCCUCCCCGCCCCGCCCCCAAACCGGGAGCGGCAAGGUGAGGGCGGGCGACCCACCCGCGUGUAGCUGGACGCGAAGGCGACUGGUCGGCAGCCUCAUCCUCCGGCGCCAUUUUGUAGCAGCGAGACCCGCAAAUAAAGGGGAGAGCCAGUCUCUGCGGCGGGAGAAGGAGGAGGAGCCGUCGCUGGGGCCGAGGGCACCCAGGAGGCUUGGGGUGGUGGGGUCGCCCGAGCCUGGCCCCCCGCCGCUCCGUCCGUCUGCCCGUACGCAAAGAGUAGGCUACGGGAUCGGUCUAUGUGACAAGCCGGCGGCGGCAGCGGCGGCCUCGGCGUGGAGAGAAAACAAAAUGACGAACGAAGAACCUCUCCCCAAAAAGGUUCGACUAAGUGAAACAGACUUCAAAGUUAUGGCAAGAGAUGAAUUAAUCCUAAGGUGGAAGCAGUAUGAAGCAUAUGUACAAGCUUUGGAGGGCAAGUACACAGACUUAAACUCUAAUGAUGUAACUGGCUUGAGAGAAUCUGAAGAAAAACUAAAGCAGCAACAACAAGAGUCUGCAAGAAGAGAAAAUAUUCUUGUGAUGAGACUGGCAACCAAGGAACAAGAAAUGCAAGAGUGUACUACUCAAAUCCAGUACCUCAAACAAGUUCAGCAGCCUAGUGUUGCCCAACUGAGAUCAACGAUGGUAGACCCAGCAAUCAACUUGUUUUUCCUAAAAAUGAAAGGUGAACUGGAACAGACUAAAGACAAACUGGAACAAGCCCAAAAUGAACUGAGUGCCUGGAAAUUUACGCCUGAUAGCCAAACAGGCAAAAAGUUAAUGGCGAAGUGUCGAAUGCUUAUUCAGGAGAAUCAAGAACUUGGAAGGCAACUGUCCCAGGGACGUAUUGCACAACUUGAAGCAGAAUUGGCUUUACAGAAGAAAUAUAGUGAAGAACUUAAGAGCAGUCAGGAUGAACUCAAUGACUUCAUUAUUCAGCUUGACGAAGAGGUAGAGGGUAUGCAGAGUACCAUUCUAGUUCUUCAGCAGCAACUGAAGGAGACUCGUCAGCAGUUGGCUCAGUACCAGCAGCAGUCCCAGGCCUCAGGCCCAGGUACCAGCAGGACUCCAUCUUCUGAGCCUUUAGACCAGGGAGAUGUCAUGGGGAAAGACUGCAGCCGUCUGGCUAAUGGACCAAGUAACGGCAGCUCCUCCCAUCAGAGGACGUCUGGGUCUGGAUUUUUUAGGGAGGGUAACACAACAGAAGAUGACUUUCCUACAUCUCCAGGGAAUGGUAAUAAGGUCUCCAACAACUCUGAAGAGAGAACUGGCAGAGGAGGUAGUAGUUAUAUAAACCAACUCAGUACGGGGUAUGAAAGUGUAGACUCUCCCACGGGCAGUGAAAACUCUCUCACACACCACUCAAAUGACACAGACUCCAAUCAUGAUCCUCAAGAGGAGAAAGCAGUGACUGGGAAAGGUAACCGAACUGUGGGUUCCCGUCAUGUUCAGAAUGGUUUGGACUCAAGUGUAAAUGUACAGGGCUCAGUUUUGUAAUAUUUUUCCAGCAACAUUUUUAUACAGUGUCAUUUAAUUUGGGAGAGGAUACUGUCCAGAAACAAUUUUAAUUAGUGCAUCCUUUUUGUCACAAUUUGCCUUUUUGUGCAGUGUGGGGUUUUUUUUUGUUUGUUUUUUUUUUUUCCUUGCUUCAAUACCUCUGCCAUUUUGGAAAUUGUAACAGUUAAUUACGUUGAACGUUGCUAAAAGGACGUUUGUGUAGGCUCAAGUUAUUUUUAUAUGAGUUAAUGUGAAGUUGAAAACGGAAAUAAUUUCCACAAAGUAUAACACAAUGAUGUCUGUACAAAUCCAUGUAUAUCUAGAACCCGUGCUGUGUAAGGGCAUUCUUACUCAUACUGUUCUUAUCCUUAUGCAACAUUCAGACUUGUCAUAGUAGUUGUGGGUUUAUGACUGCCAAGUUUGCCCAGUACAGUAGUUUUAUCACUAAAAGUUGGACUGUUGAUGGAGUCCCGUAGUAGUUUCAGUGUUAAUUACAAUUUUUUCCACCAUACAUCUGUGCAUUUUCUCUUUAGGUGACUGAAUGUUUAAGAAAUUUGUGUGCAUAGUUACUCAGUUUUUAUGAACUGUUGUAUCCUGUUAAUGCAGAUUGCUCUGUGACUCCACUAUAUCUUACCUGUACUGACCAAACCUAAAUAAAGAUUUUUAAUAAUGUAA